Anopheles cruzii is the source of this 4808-nucleotide messenger RNA. RefSeq names its product SWI/SNF complex subunit SMARCC1 (gene mor). NCBI's taxonomy places the organism in Eukaryota, Metazoa, Arthropoda, Insecta, Diptera, Culicidae. Bases 1 to 4224 code for a protein of 1407 amino acids. The record is from RefSeq and is a predicted model, not a curated record. Gene Ontology annotation, cellular component: SWI/SNF complex. Gene Ontology annotation, biological process: positive regulation of DNA-templated transcription. Gene Ontology annotation, molecular function: DNA binding; histone binding. The transcript is spliced from 6 exons.
AUGGAAAUGGUGUCUCUGGGGCCGAAAAAGGAUGGAAAUCCUAAUGCCGAGUUCUUCACGGCACCGGAAACGCUGCAGGGCUUCGAAACUGUGCGGUUGUGGCUCCAGAAACAUUGCAAGAAGAACCUCGCACCGGAUCCACCGACGAAAGAAUCGCUAGCUCAUCUCAUCAUCCAAUUCAUUCAGUACCAAGAGGCUAAGCUGGGCAAGAACUCCCAGGACCCUCCGACGACGCGGUUGCCGAUUCGAUAUUUUAUGGACUUCAAGCCAGGUGGCGCCCUUUGCCACAUCCUAUCGACCAUGUACCGAUACAAGGCGGAGCAGCGUUGGCGCAAGUUCGAUUUCACCGUCAACAAGAAUCCGAUGCGCAAGGAUCCGAUCGGUCAGAUGGUACUGGACAUCGAGACGGCACUAAUUGAGGCGGAAUGCAUGCGUUUACCCAUGGUUUACAUCCGGCCAGAGGUGGACCGGGCGACGGCGACCAAAAUUAACGACAUCGUCACAAACCAUCAAGGUGAAAUCACGAACGACGAAGAGGAAGCGACGCACAUCAUUUAUCCGGUGAUCGAUCCACUGCCGGAGGACUAUGCGAGGCCCAUGUUCCGGCGCGACAAGCACGUCAUGAUCCAUUGGUACUACUUCCCGGAGUCGUACGACACUUGGGUACCGAACACGUUCGAUUUGCCGGACAACAUCCCCGACAGCCCCCCAUCGCCCGCUGAGCGUUGGCGUGUGUCCGCUUCGUGGGUGAUCGAUCUAGACGACUACAACGAGUGGAUGUCGGAGGAGGACUACGAGGUAGACGAAGCGGGUCGCAAGAAGGUGCAUCCGCAUCGGCUAGGCGUGGAAGAUCUCAUGUCCACCGGAGUCGAGGAUAAGGUGAAGAAAACGCCAAAGGUGGUCAACUCGAAACGUAAACGAUCGCCAUCGCCAGCGGCAAAGGGUGGCAAGCGCAAAAGCUACCGCUCUCCGGCCUUCCAAAAGAAACGUGCCGACGACGAGGAAUCGGAAGAUCUGACCAAGGACAUGGAAGAUCCGGUACCGGAAACCAACAUCACUGAAGUGAAGGCCGGUUCCAGCACUUCGGCAUCGGGCCCAGCAACGCCACAACCGAAGCGUGACCCCGAUAUGCUGCCGAUGAAGUAUGCCAGUGUGACGGAUUUAGACGAUGAUGUUGAGCGGUCGAAUGCGGAUCGUGCCACCGGAACUGGUGGUUCGGUUUCCGGUGGAAUCGGUGGCGGUGCGGCAGCCGGUGGAGAGGAUAGCCAAGCCGGAAAGACGAGUGACAGUAGCAACACGCAGGAUUUCCCACAAGGCAAGGAUGACCUGGAGGACAAUGUGACGGAGCAGACGCAUCACAUCAUCGUCCCGUCGUACGCCGCUUGGUUUGACUACAACUCGAUCCAUGUCGUUGAAAAGCGUGCCCUACCCGAGUUCUUUAAUGGUAAAAACAAAUCAAAAACACCGGAAAUUUACAUGGCGUACCGGAACUUUAUGAUCGACACGUACCGUCUCAAUCCGACCGAGUAUCUCACGAGCACGGCCUGUCGGCGCAACUUGGCCGGAGACGUGUGCGCAAUCAUGCGUGUGCAUGCGUUUCUGGAGCAGUGGGGUUUGAUCAACUACCAGAUCGAUGCGGAUUCGCGCCCCACGCCCAUGGGACCACCGCCGACGUCGCACUUCCACGUGCUGAGCGAUACACCGUCCGGGUUGCAGCCAAUCAAUCCGCCCAAGACGGCGCAACCGUCGGCGGCGAAAAGUCUGCUCGAUCUGGACAAGAAGCCGCUCGGUGAAAAGAAAGAUCUUGAACCGUUGGGUCCUGGUGUGGUCGGAGGAAUGCUCGCUGGGCCACCGGGCCUAGGUGGGGUAGGGCCACCGGUAGGGCCAGGUGGUGCGCCCGGAAUCAUCGGUCCCGACGGUAUCAAGGUGGAACCGGGAAGCGUUCCCAGUGCCGACCCGAACGGCCAGUUUGGUCUCCGAUUGGAUCAAUACACGAGGAAGCCGGCUGCGAUGCGCAACCGGACGGCGGCCAGUAUGUCCCGCGAGUGGAGCGAACAGGAAACGUUGCUGCUGCUCGAGGGACUCGAAAUGUACAAAGACGAUUGGAACAAGGUGUGUGAACACGUCGGUUCACGCACACAGGACGAGUGCAUUCUGCACUUUCUGCGACUGCCGAUCGAAGAUCCGUACCUCGAGGAUGAUAACACGUUCCUCGGACCGCUCUCGUACCAGCCGAUUCCGUUUAGCAAGGCUGGUAAUCCAAUCAUGUCGACCGUAGCUUUUCUGGCGUCUGUCGUCGAUCCGCGCAUCGCGGCCAGUGCUGCCAAGGCUGCAAUGGAGGAGUUUGCCGCCAUCAAGGACGAAGUGCCGGCCUCGAUGAUGGAUGCACAUCUGAAGAAUGUGGAGAAGUCGAGCUUCGGUGGCAAGUUCGAUCCAUAUGCCGGUCUCACCAACAGUGGAAUCGCUGGGACCGGCGCGGAGAAAGAAAAGGAAGCUGAAGAAGGGGAAAACAAAUCGCCGGCUGCGACGGCAACGGCCGCUUCUGCGGCGACGACUGCCGCAGGAAGCACCCCUCCGGGCGGUUCGUCGGCGAAUGCUGGUCCGUCCAGCGCUCCAUCCACCACCAAUACCGACGUCGAGAUGAAGGAUGUAUCUAAGAAAGAGGACACCGCGGAGAAAGAAAAAUCCACCGAUGAACCCGUUAAACCAACUGUCGAUUCUGAUGCUCCGGCAGCAACCGAGACAAAGAGUGCUACCGAUGCGGACGCUGCUGGUAGUCCUUCGGCGGCCACUCCGACUGCCGCGCAAGCGGCGGAUGGUACCGCCUCUGCGGCCACCUCUAAAGAUAAAGAAAACAAGGACGCGCCUUCGGCGGUGCCCGAAACCCCUGCCGCACCCACAACAGUGUCCACGGUGGCGAAGGAGAACACUGACCCGAAACUGUUCAACGAGGGUAACCUUCAGGCGGCCGCUGCUGCCGCGCUUGCUGCUGCUGCCGUGAAAGCCAAGCACCUGGCAGCGGUCGAGGAGCGCAAAAUCAAGAGCCUUGUGGCGCUGCUCGUGGAGACACAGAUGAAGAAACUGGAAAUUAAACUGCGCCACUUUGAGGAGCUCGAGACGACCAUGGAACGGGAGCGGGAAGGGCUCGAGUACCAGCGGCAACAGCUCAUCCAGGAGCGCCAGCAGUUCCACCUCGAGCAGCUGAAGGCGGCCGAAUUUCGUGCCCGCCAGCAGGCCCACCAGCGCUUCCAGAUGGAGCAAGGUCAGUGGCAACAGCAGCAGCAACAGGCGGCAGCGGCCCAGCAGCAGCAAGCGGCCGCACAACAGCACCUGCAGCAUCAGCAACAGCACCCGCACCAGCAGCAGCCCCAAGGACCGACGGCGGUCUCCGGUGCACCGACCGCAGCAUCUGCAUCAGGCCACUCCGCCGCCACGGCCGUACCGCACAACGCCAUGCCCAAUCCGGCAGCUAAUGCUCAAAAGCUGCCACAGACGCCAUCUAUCGCUGGUGGCCCGGCAGCAACAGCACCUGGGGUGCCACCAAUGCCUGGCGCCAACAGCUCCCAGGCACCUCCGGUGGUGCCGCCGCCAACAUCCUUACCCUUGGUCAACAACAGCCACAUCCCGGUGGCAGCAGCGGGCAACGGUAUCCCUCCUACCUCCAUUCAACCCUCCUCUACGAAUCCUACUACCGACGGCACUACGCCAAAUAAUAUUAUGCCCCCGGCGGGAACGCCACAGCAGCAGCAGCAACAAUCGCAAGUGGCAGCACCGCCUUCCCCGUCCGCGGGACCCCCGGCGGCGGGCGACGGAACGACAGGGCCCGUGCUGCCCGAAGCAACUCCAGCAGGCCAUGCGCUGCCAAUGGUCCCCUCCUCUGGCCCUGGACCUCAACUGGCUCAACACCAACCGGCCCAAGUGCAGGACCACCACCACCCGGGGUCGGUGGCGGCAGGGCAGCAGCCACAAGCCGCGCCGCAACAAGGAGGAGCCACGGCUCUUCCGGUCACAUCCUUGGUCGAAGCGCCAUCACCGGAAGAGGCAGCUUCGGUAACGCCUCCGUCCGCGAUCAGUGGUGGAUCGGCAGCGGAGGGCAACCAGCCAGCGGAGACAGUGGCGACAUCCAACGCUCCCGGGGAACCGGGAGUCACGAAUCUUCCGACGAACGGAGCCAACGCCAGCGUACCACCACCGAGCGCGACAACGGUUCCACCUUCGUCAUAACUCCGUAGGAAGACUCUCGGCCCUCGAAAGCGAACCACCGUCAAUCCGCCAACGGAUUGUUCCUUACGCGGCCGCCGUCGUGGUGGUAGAAGGGCGCGACGUCGUGGCGUAGGGCGCGGACAAGCAAGUACCCGCUGAUAAGAACGCCAGGUCCUGCCCCCGUAGGUUUGGGUAACUCGAGCUACGUUGGGUAGCCCCACUUGUGUGUGUGUAGAAUGUGUCUUGAUUUUAUUUUUACCGCCUUCUGGCACCCCCCGAUCCGCAGAUCUGUUUUUGCUACUUUACUUUUUGUGUUGUAAGCACUUCUUGCUCCUUACACAUCUUUCUUUCGCAGAUUGUCUUGUAUUAUUUAAAAUAUUCAUUCCUCUCUGCCUAGGGUAAGGAAGAUAUGCGCAUUAUGCAGAUUAUUAAGCCGUUUGUAGCAUCAGAUUGUCGUCGUCGUCGUCGUGUUAGUGUUCUGACCCCUUUUUUCUGUCGCGCCUUUUACUUUUGACGCAAAGAUAGAAAACACACACAUUUAGGAUGUGAGAAGCUAGGAAGCUAGACAUUAACGACAAAUCCUCUGCCCACAUUUUUCUAUAAAU